Urocitellus parryii (Arctic ground squirrel) is the source of this 3779-nucleotide messenger RNA. RefSeq names its product methylenetetrahydrofolate reductase (gene Mthfr). Gene Ontology annotation, cellular component: cytosol. Gene Ontology annotation, biological process: tetrahydrofolate interconversion. Gene Ontology annotation, molecular function: FAD binding; methylenetetrahydrofolate reductase [NAD(P)H] activity. NCBI's taxonomy places the organism in Eukaryota, Metazoa, Chordata, Mammalia, Rodentia, Sciuridae. The record is from RefSeq and is a predicted model, not a curated record.
UCCAGAUCCAAAAUGGUUGAGUACACCGGCUUAGGGGUGGGCAUUCCUGAAACCUGGUCAUUCGUGUCGCUCCAUGUCACAACAUACCAAUGUCACCAUUGGGUGUUUAUCCAUUGCUAUGCAAGAGUAAUGUUUUGUUUCAUUUUAAAAUAUUUGUCUCAUUUCCCCCAUUCACCUGCCAUAUGGCACGGUGCUCUGUUGGCAUGCCUGUGGUUGCCCUGGCCGUGGCUUUGAGUAUGGUGGUUCUGCAGUCACCGAUUGCUUGGACUUCAGUAGUGUGCAGGCAGGCAUACAGCCUUUGUUCUGAGUUGGAAAUAAAUUCGUGUCCUUAUUGAACCUGGGUCRGGCGGGCUCCUUUUAGAAUAAAGCCAAUGUCAGGUUCUAACCCACAACACAGUUUUGAAGUAGCAUGAACUCAGGGGAAAUCCAGCUGCCUCAGCCCCGGCUCCUUCCUUCUUGCCCACAAACUGAAACUGUAACAGGAGAUGUUCCAGGCAGGGCCAGCCCAGCCAGCCAAGCUGUUCCUUCUCUGGAGGGGGAUCCCGUGACCCUGAAGGUCUGGGGCCUCAACACCGCCACCCCCAUCCUUCUCCAGCCUGUGCACUCUCCUUCGGAGGUCCCCCUCCUCCAUCUGCCUUCUCACUGGCGCCUCAGCUCUCCCUGGAGCCUGGAAACCUUGCCCCCGCCCCUUGAAGGCCCCAGCUUAGCGCAGGGCUCUUCCUUUGUCACAGCUCCGCCCAGUUGGGCAUACCCGCUAAGGGAAGGUUCCUCUGUUCCUGCCCCUCCUCACUCUGGGUCUAAGCUGACAGAAAUGAAACAUUGAAAAGCCAGAGUCCUCCCAGCUCGGCUCCGCUGCCCCUCGCUAGAAAUGUGGGCAUCAGAGGCUGGCAGCAUGAGGUGGUCUGUGCCACCCUCCAUCAGGUGCCUGGAUGUGCCUGGCGCUUAGCUGCCCGCCUUCUGAGGCCCCCUGCCCCACCCUGUGCAGCAGGAGACGGGCCAUGGAGACCGGAGGACUUGGCGGCCCCACCGCCCACUCAGAGGGCAGCAGCAGUGGCAGCGAGAGCUCCAGAGAUGGUUCGAGGUGCUCCACCCCCGGCCUGGAUCCCGAGCGGCAUGAGAGACUCCGGGAGAAGAUGAGGCGGAGGAUGGAAUCUGGUGACAAGUGGUUCUCCCUGGAAUUCUUCCCUCCUCGAACAGCCGAGGGAGCUGCCAACCUCAUCGCCAGGUUUGACCAGAUGGCAGCAGGUGGUCCCCUCUUCAUUGAUGUGACCUGGCACCCAGCAGGGGACCCUGGAUCAGACAAGGAGACCUCCUCCAUGAUGAUUGCCAGUACCGCUGUGAACUACUGUGGCCUGGAAACCAUUCUGCACAUGACCUGCUGCCGGCAGCGCCGGGAGGAGAUCACAGGCCAUCUGCACAAAGCCAAGCAGCUGGGCCUGAAGAACAUCUUGGCGCUAAGGGGAGACCCCAUAGGUGACCAGUGGGAAACUGAGGAGGGGGGCUUCAGCUAUGCUGCAGACCUCGUGAAGCACAUCCGAAGUGAAUUUGAGGACUACUUUGACAUCUGUGUGGCAGGUUACCCCAAAGGCCACCCAGACGCAGAGAGCUUUGAGGACGACCUGAAGCACUUGAAGGAGAAGGUCUCGGCAGGCGCCGACUUCAUCGUCACCCAGCUCUUCUUUGAGGCCGACACCUUCUUCCACUUUGUCAAGGCCUGCGCUGCAGCGGGCAUCACCUGCCCCAUCCUCCCCGGGAUCUUCCCCAUUCAGGGCUACUCCUCCCUCCGGCAGCUCAUGAAGCUGUCCAAGCUGGAGGUGCCGCAGGAGAUCAAGGAUGUGAUCGAGCCCAUCAAAGACAACGAUGCUGCCAUCCGCAACUAUGGUAUCGAGCUGGCCGUGAGCCUGUGCCGGGAGCUUCUGGACAGUGGCCUGGUGCCUGGCCUCCACUUCUACACUCUCAACCGCGAGGUGGCCACCACAGAGGUGCUAAAGCGCCUGGGCCUGUGGACUGAGGACCCCAGGCGUCCCCUGCCCUGGGCUAUCAGCGCCCACCCCAAGCGCCGGGAAGAAGAUGUGCGUCCCAUCUUUUGGGCUUCCAGACCAAAGAGCUACAUCUACCGCACCCAGGACUGGGAUGAGUUUCCCAAUGGCCGCUGGGGCAACUCCUCCUCGCCAGCCUUCGGGGAGCUGAGGGACUACUACCUCUUCUACCUGAAAAGCAAGUCCCCGCGGGAGGAGCUGCUGAAGAUGUGGGGGGAGGAGCUGUGCAGCGAGGAGAGCGUCUUCGAGGUCUUCGCACACUACCUCUCGGGGGAGCCAAACCGGCAUGGCCACAAGGUGACCUGCCUGCCCUGGAACGACGAGCCCUUGGCCACUGAGACCAGCCUGAUGAGGGAGGAGCUGCUGCGCGUGAACCAGCAGGGCAUCCUCACCAUCAACUCCCAGCCCAACAUCAACGGGAAGCCGUCCUCUGACCCCGUCGUGGGCUGGGGCCCCAGCGGGGGCUAUGUCUUCCAAAAGGCCUACCUGGAGUUCUUCACUUCCCGCGAGACCGUGGAGGCCCUUCUGCAGGUGCUGAAGAAGUACGAGCUCCGGGUCCACUACCAUAUCGUGGACGUGAAGGGUGAGAAUGUCACCAACGCCCCUGAACUUCGACCCAACGCAGUCACAUGGGGCAUCUUCCCUGGACGGGAGAUCAUCCAGCCUACGGUGGUGGAUCCUGUCAGCUUCAUGUUCUGGAAGGAUGAGGCCUUCGCCCUGUGGAUCGAGAGGUGGGGCAAGCUAUAUGACGAGGAGUCCCCGUCCCGCAUGAUCAUCCAGUACAUCCACGACAACUACUUCCUGGUCAACCUGGUGGACAAUGAGUUCCCGCUGGACAACUGCCUGUGGCAGGUGGUAGAAGACACAUUCGAGCUGCUCAACAGGCCUGCACAGAGCGAGAGGGAGUCAGAAGGUCUAUGACCUUGCGUCCUGACAGCCAUGGCUUGGCCACUGGUAUCCAGCCAUCCCCCCCCCCCCCCCCGCAUCCUGGCUCUCCUUUAUCCAAAGCCUGGGCCUCUUCACCCCCCUGAUGAUGGUGACUAGGCCGAUGUGAGGCUUCCAGGCUCUGGCUGGACCUGAGGCAGUGGCACAGGGGAGCCUGGUGCUCCCUGGUCUAGCCAGGGUCGGGGUCAGUCUCUGGUGAGAGCACUGCCACCCUGCAGGGGAGCACGGUGGCGCACACCACCUCCCUGAGGAAGCGGGAGACUGGUGGUUGCAUCUGAGCCCUCACACCAGGGAGCCUGUGGAUCCAGCUGGGACUCCAGUGAACUUGUACUUGGGCCUGUGUAAGAUGGGCAGAGAGACCACGGGUGACAGGCACUGUGGCAUUGAGGACACUUGGCUAAGUGAAGGGGCUGCACCCUUGCACCUCUAGAUGCUGGCAGCAGCCCCACCUGUGAUUAUAGGGGAAGACCUCGCACAUGGCAGGCCACGCCAGGCCCUGGACAGCCUUGGCCGACCCCUGACGACCAGGCACUGCUGCUCUUGACCGCCUACUGUUUGAAACCCUCGUCUGUGUUCUGAGGGCUUGAGAAACAGUGCCCUUGAAGGGUUCAAGUCUGUCCUAACCCUUGUGCUUUCUGGGCCCGUUGCCUUCUCUCCUGUCCCACUAACUGUCAGAGGCAAAGAUGAGACGCCUGAGCAGGCCCCGGUCUCCCUGGCUUAUUUUUAGGCAAGUGCUUCUCCUGCCAGCUGCCCGCCCUCUGCUCACCCUGGCCCAGAAGCCACUCUGGCACUCCU